Molecule: messenger RNA, 1555 nt
Organism: Elgaria multicarinata webbii
Lineage: Eukaryota; Metazoa; Chordata; Lepidosauria; Squamata; Anguidae
Exons: 5
Coding region: 18-1397 (459 amino acids)
Source: RefSeq, a predicted model, not a curated record
AGGCUGCGAGGAGCGCGAUGGAGAUCGACCCCGGCUCCCACCAGGAAUGCCAGGAGUCAACGUGCAUCUUUGCUGCCCACUACGGGCCAGAGAUGGAGGUGCCUGCAAGAUCCUGCCAGUCCGGCAAGAGGAAGGAAAAGAGGAGAUGCUUGCAGCCAGCACAGGAGUCUCCUGCAGAAAUGGCCUCUCGUCUUGGCGACCUGGUCCUUGCAGCUGAGUGGAUGAAAGAUACCGGCAAAUUUCCCCAUCACCUGCAGAGCCCUGAGCUGGCACUGCACGACCACGACGCGUACUGCCUACCUGAGGAAGCAGAAGCGCUGAAGAGGCUUGUCAAGGAAUUAAGGGCCACGGUGCACCGCCAAAGUGAGCUCUUCUUCCACCUGCAGGGAGCGGUUGAAGCCAGCCACAAAGAAAGUUGGGAACUGCAGGAGAAAGCAGAUGAGAACUGGACCCUCCUCUCCAACCUUGGAGAACGUGCCUCACAGCUCGAGGCAGAGAACCGGAACCUGCGCUGCGAGCUGGACCAGCUGGAGUCCGCCAAGCGCCGCUUACGCGUGGAGCGGGACGCCAGCGCCGCCACCGUCCUCUCAUUGAGCAGGCAGCUGAGGGGACGGCAUGAGGCCCAAGCCCAGCAUGGGGCUUUCUCCCUCGAGAGUGUCAAAAGCCACAGCAAGUGGCUGAGGUUCUACACGGGCUUUGACGAGUACCCCCGCCUCGCGGCGUUUCUGGACUUCCUUCUUGAUGGCAAGAGGGGCCUGGAGAGUGGCCCCCACAGCGCACUCAGCCCCGAGAACCAGCUCUUCUUGGUGCUCGUCCGCUUGCGCCUGGGACUGCUUCUUCAAGAUGUGGCCUUCCGGUUCCACAUCUCCGAAUCCACUGCCUCCCGCUACUGGCUCAGCUGGACAGAGAUCAUGGAGCGGAGGCUGAGGCAGAUUCCAGUCUCCUGCAGCCAGCGCUACGUAGAUGCGUUCACGCCACAGCGGCUCCUCAGGCAUCAUGACGUGUCACUGGUGGCUCUGGAUUGUGUAGAGCUGUUUUUUGAAGCCCAGGGACGGACCCGAGGCAAAGGAGAUGCCCCCCAGGCUCCUAGAGCCCGCUACUCCAUUCACGGCUAUGCUCUGGCUGCUCCCAGCGGCUUCCUAACCUUUGGCGCAGGCACCAGUGAGGAGCCGCCCACGUUGCCUCCGUUCCUGCAGGCAGGGCCUGUGCAGCUGACGGCCCAGCAGGAGGCUGCCAAGAGACGAGUGCUGAGCUUCCGCAGCCUGGCCGACAAGGCUUUCAGCUUCCGCUUCCUGCGGGUCGUCCAUCCCCAGAACAUGGAAGGCCAAGUCUGCAGGGCAUGGACCAUUUCCUGCUACCUGGCUUGCCUGCUGCAUGAACCCAUGGGGCUAGUCUAGGGCAAGGAGCCCUGCAUUCCCGAUGGGUUGUGCUUAAAUCCGACUGUACCUUCAUCAAAUGCUGCUAGCACUGGCCCUGCUCCAGCGCAAUUUUAUCACUGAAACCUAUUUGGUGGGUUGGAAUCCCCGCUCUGAAACCAAUACACCUUUAGAGCUCU